AUGAAAGGCAAUUAUUUCAACAUCAUCUUGUGCUGGGGUCUCGGUGUGUUUUUUGGUAUCCACAUUGCUGUUGGAGUCUCGGGUGCCCAUUUAAAUCCAGCAGUUACUACAACCCUGGCAUGGUGUGGUCGUAUGGAGUGGAAGAAAGUUCCUUUUUACAUCAUAUUGCAAAUCCUUGGUGCUUUCGCCGCGGCAUUUGUUGUGUGGGGAGUGUAUUUAUCAAUGUUCAACAUGGAAGACGUCAACCGAAGAUGUAUUUGCAAAAACCCAUACAGUGACGACGUUCCAGUCCUCACACGUUUUCUGACGGAGGUUGUAGGCUCAGCAUUACUCAUUAGUUGCAUUUUUGCUAUCGGUGACCAGCUUGACAAACCUGCUAGCCCGUAUUCACAGCUCACUGCAUUGGCUCUAGUGGUCGUGGCCAUUGGUAUGGCGUUUAGGAUGAUUUUGGCUUUGCUGUCAAUCCCGUGCGCGAUUUUGACCUUCGUCUGUUUGUCGAUUGUGCGGGAUGGGGAUCGAAAGUUAUCAUCUUUCGCGACUCCUACUUUUGAGUUCCUAUCGUCGGUCCACUUCUUGGUGGACCCAUAG
This is a messenger RNA of Plasmopara halstedii, 588 nucleotides long. RefSeq lists its product as hypothetical. Lineage: Eukaryota; Oomycota; Peronosporomycetes; Peronosporales; Peronosporaceae. The coding region runs from base 1 to 588 and encodes 195 amino acids. Gene Ontology annotation, cellular component: plasma membrane. The record is from RefSeq and is a predicted model, not a curated record. Gene Ontology annotation, biological process: water transport; glycerol transmembrane transport. The transcript has a single exon. Gene Ontology annotation, molecular function: water channel activity; glycerol channel activity.